Molecule: messenger RNA, 2220 nt
Organism: Teleopsis dalmanni
Lineage: Eukaryota; Metazoa; Arthropoda; Insecta; Diptera; Diopsidae
Product: segment polarity protein dishevelled-like
Exons: 1
Coding region: 381-2084 (567 amino acids)
Biological process (GO): intracellular signal transduction; canonical Wnt signaling pathway
Cellular component (GO): cytosol
Molecular function (GO): frizzled binding
Source: RefSeq, a predicted model, not a curated record
GAAUGUCAAAUAGUUUUGCUGCUUUUUUCCAUUGUCGUUGUCUGCGCAUUUUUGCAUCAAUUAAUUAGUAGAAAAGCAAUUGUAAAUAAUUGAAAAAGUUUAAAAAACAUAAAGAAAAUUGUACGAAAUAAGUUGAAAUAAAAUAAAUUGCAUGUUUUUUCAAUGUGAAACACUUUAAAUGGGUGUGCAAUAACAAAACAUGUACCUACAAAGUCUUUGCUGAAUGGAGGUGCGAGGAGGCCGCAACCCAACCCAAAAAAAAAAAAGAUUUUUCUUGAAGCUUCGUUCGUGAAAAACGCUUGAAAAGCAAUUAAUUCGUAACAGAAAACGUAGUGUAGCACUUUUUAGUUGAGAAUAAAAAAUUAAUAACGAAUUUAAUUAUGGAUGCUGAUAAAAACAGUGGGCAAGAGACCAAAGUCAUUUAUCACAUUGACGAUGAAACCACCCCCUACCUAGUGAAGAUCCCCAUUCCAAGUGCGCAAGUAACUCUAAAAGAUUUUAAAAUGGUGCUCAACAAACAAAAUAACAACUACAAAUACUUUUUCAAAUCAAUGGACGCAGAUUUCGGUGUAGUGAAAGAGGAAAUUGCAGAUGAUUCGACAAUUUUGCCAUGUUUUAAUGGGCGUGUAGUAUCUUGGCUUGUGUCCGCUGACGGUACAAAUCAAUCGGACAAUUGCUCAGAAGUACCACCUAGCGAAAUCGAGAUUCGCAGCAAUAUACGCAAUCAGCAACAGCCCAAAAUGGUCGGUGGUAAUAUGGGUGGCAUGGGUGGUGGAAUUGUAGUUGGUGGAGGUGUUAUUACAAAUCAAAUGAUGCAACCACCGCUUACAUAUCAAUCUGCAUCGGUGCUUUCAAGCGAUUUAGACUCGACAAGUCUAUUCGGCACUGAAUCUGAGAUAACGCUUGACCGUGAUAUGACAGAUUAUAGCAGCGUGCAACGCUUGCAGGUACGCAAAAAACCGCAAAGACGCAAAAAACGAGCGCCUAGCAUGUCACGCACAUCGAGUUACUCCUCCAUAACUGACUCUACAAUGUCUCUCAAUAUAAUAACUGUUUCAAUAAAUAUGGAAGCAGUUAAUUUUUUGGGCAUUUCAAUUGUUGGUCAAUCGAAUCGUGGCGGUGAUGGUGGCAUUUAUGUCGGCAGUAUUAUGAAAGGUGGCGCUGUUGCUUUAGAUGGACGAAUUGAACCAGGCGAUAUGAUACUACAAGUAAAUGACGUAAAUUUUGAAAACAUGACAAACGAUGAGGCUGUACGUGUGCUGAGAGAAGUUGUACAAAAACCAGGCCCAAUCAAAUUGGUGGUUGCCAAAUGCUGGGAUCCAAAUCCUAAAGGUUAUUUCACCAUACCACGCACAGAGCCAGUACGACCUAUCGAUCCAGGUGCAUGGGUUGCUCACACACAGGCUUUAACUUCACAUGACAGUAUUAUACCCGAUAUACCGGAACCAAUUAAAGAGCGUCUCGAUCAAAAUAAUUUGGAAGAAAUCGUUAAAGCAAUGACGAAACCUGAUAGCGGACUUGAAAUACGUGAUCGUAUGUGGCUGAAAAUUACCAUACCAAAUGCAUUUAUCGGAGCUGAUGCUGUUAAUUGGGUGCUAGAAAAUGUAGAAGAUGUACAGGAUCGCAGAGAAGCAAGACGUAUUGUAUCGGCAAUGUUAAGAAAUAAUUACAUCAAACAUACCGUCAACAAACUGACAUUCUCAGAGCAAUGCUAUUAUGUAGUUAACGAGGAACGCAAUCCCAAUUGUCGAUCAAAUCUAAGCCAUGCCGAUACGGAGAGUAUUACUAGCGAUAUUGGUCCGCUGCCAAAUCCCCCAAUAUAUAUGCCAUACUCAGCCACAUAUAAUCCCAGUCACGGCUAUCAGCCAAUACAAUACGGUAUCACAGAACGCCACAUCUCAUCCGGCUCAAGCAGUUCAGAUGUGCUAACCAGUAAGGAUAUAUCAGCAUCGCAAAGCGACAUCACAUCGGUUAUACAUCAGACCAAUCAAAUGACCAUCGCUCAUGGCUCAAACAAAUCUUCCGGUUCAUCGAAUCGUGGCACAAACGAACAGGAUGGCCCCGUAUUUAAUUACGUAUUGUAGAAAUUGCAAUGAAAUUGUGUUUAUUCUUUUUAUAUACAAGUAUACAUACACAUAUACAUACAUGAUACAUGAAUUUGAAUAAAGUUCAGAGAAUUUAGUAAUCACGAUAUAUUGUAUUAAAAUAACAAUUAUUUUU